AUGGAGCACACAGUGGCUUAUAUUUGCCUGGAGUCUGUGAUUGCAUUGCUUGCUAUCUUGGGCAAUAUCCUAGUCAUCUGGGUAGUGAAGCUGAACUCAGCUUGUCAGACAACAACCUGCCACUUCAUUAUCUCCCUAGCACUGGCAGAUAUUGCAGUUGGGCUUGCGAUACCAAUGGCCAUCGUGGUGGAUUUAAAUGUCUCACUCCCAUUUGAAGCCUGCCUCUUCAUGUGCUGCCUGCUGGUGGCUGUUACUCAAACCUCAAUCAUGUCUUUGCUCGCUAUUGCAGUUGACAGAUACCUGAGAGUGAGGUUCAUUACCCGGUAUAGGAUAAUAACCAGUCAGAAAAGAAUUCAGAUGGCUCUGGGAACAGUCUGGCUGUUGUCUAUGCUGGUGGGGUUUACACCUAUCUUUGGAUGGGCACAAAAAAACUCAACAGGCUUUGGAAACUCACGCAACAUGGAAUGCCGUUUAACUGGAGUAUUGAAAAUGGAAUACAUGGUUUAUCUUAGCUUCUUCAUCGGCACCCUCAUCCCGUUGAUCAUCAUGGUUGUCCUCUAUGGAAAGGUCUUCUGUAUCAUCCGAGCAAAGCUAAGGCAAUGGUCAACAGAUGUUGGAGGAACAAAAACGUUUUACAGGAAGGAGUUUAAGACAGCCAAGUAUUUGGCUUUGAUCCUCUUCUUAUUUGCUGUAUGUUGGCUUCCACUGUGUAUCAUGAACUGUAUUCUGCAUUUCUACCCUGCCCUUAAGAUCCCCAAUGAUGUGUGGUACAUGGGCAUCCUUCUCACCCACUCAAAUUCAGUCAUGAAUCCCAUUGUGUAUGCUUUCAAGAUAAAGAAAUUCAGGGAAACGUGCUUCCAGAUUUUAAGAACUUAUACCUUAUGCAAGAAUCCAGAACAUGCAAUUAACAGUACAUCUUAA
Gekko japonicus is the source of this 921-nucleotide messenger RNA. Its product is annotated as adenosine receptor A3-like. Gene Ontology annotation, molecular function: G protein-coupled adenosine receptor activity. Gene Ontology annotation, cellular component: dendrite; membrane; synapse. The coding region runs from base 1 to 921 and encodes 306 amino acids. The record is from RefSeq and is a predicted model, not a curated record. Lineage: Eukaryota; Metazoa; Chordata; Lepidosauria; Squamata; Gekkonidae. The transcript is spliced from 2 exons. Gene Ontology annotation, biological process: G protein-coupled adenosine receptor signaling pathway.